UUUAAUAUUUUUGAAGUCUUUUCUCUACUCUGCCACUGCCAGACUUAUUCCUUCAUUCCUCUCACACUCUCUUCUCCUCCUCCACCACCCGCGUUUUGGGAAACCAGAAGAGAGCACCCUCGUUUCUCCUCCACCCACGUCGCUGGCAGGGGCAGCAGCGAGAGAACGCAGCGCCACCAUCGGACUGCGAUUGACGGACGAUUCCAACCGCCACGACCACCACGAACACAGAACAGUUCAAGCCGAUUUUUGCCCAUGGUUAACUGAGGUCUCGUUUGUGGCUGUCGCAACGCAUCACCAAAACCGACGUCAGCGCCGAUAGUCGCCAACACCUCCAGCUAUCACCGUCAGUGUCGCUGUUAGAGAUCGUGUGUGAGGCUUCUCUUCUUCCUCAAUUUCAAACUUGCGUUUCAAAUCGUAUAAAUGGGUCUAGCUUUAACCGUCAGAGUCUUCGGUGUUCUGGUUCUAUUUCACGCCGCUUAUUCAACUAUCCACUGUAUUCUACAACUGAUUCUCACGAUUGUUUUACUUUUUAUUAUGUGUUUGAGCGUUAGGGCUCGUGGAUCUGAAAUUGGAUCUGAUUUUUGUUCCCGACAGAGGUCUGUUGAAGAUUACAGAGGAGGAGUUUUCAGGGCCUCCAUAUAACGUGGUGAUUGAGCUGUUUGUUGGACUGCUGCUUUGUUUCUGGGUUGCGCUCACUGUGCCCGGGAAGUUUAAAUCCAUUCACCCUCACUCCGAGGAGAACAGAUUGGUGAGGUGAGGAGACUAUGCAAAUUAGGACCGAGUCGAUACAAAUCAAGACGACGGAGUUGGAGUCAGAAUCAGACUCUGAAGCUGCUGCUAUAUGGAAUGAAAUUGAGGCUUUAGAGAGCUUCCUUGUUUGUUCUAUGUACCAAGAAGCCGCAUCAGCUGCAUCCUCUAUUUUGGAACGCUUGCGUCAUGCCUCCCUUGCAACUCCAGAUAUGCUAGAAUCCACUGCCAUGGUGCUGCUCCAGGCACUUAUCCACCUCCCCAGGAAUCAACACAUUCUCGAUCAACUUAGACUGCAUUUCAUUUCAGUCAAAGCUAUUCCUCCCCGUGUUCUUCUUACUGGAGCUUGUUUUCAAAUUGCACAAGAUUCUGGGCUUGGUGUUCAAGAAUUUGUGGAGGAUUUCCUCAAUGGAUGGAGUCUUGAAGAUGCAAGAUAUUGUGCAGUCAUUAAAGAGACAAAUGUAGAAGAUGGAAGUAUUAAAGAAAGACACAUAAUUCUUGAAAUUAAUGAAUAUGUGGAAGUUGUCGAGCUCUAUUCUGUCACACUUCUUGCAACAGUUCGAAAAGAUGUAGAUCUUGCAAUCUCCUGGGUUGAGAAUUCUUCAUUGCCUGAGGAAAAUCGACAGGGACUUCUGAGAAGGUUACGUUCCAUGCAUUCUCCUGAAAGUACUAUUCUGUCACAACCUUUUCCUCAGUCACCUACAAAUAGAAAUGAAGAUUUUUCUUUGAAAGAACGAAAUAUGUCCGAAGGAUUACCUCAAUCCUUCAAAACCAAACAUCUCAACAAUGAAAAGGAUAGGUCCAAGAAUGCUCUUAUAAAAUUGUCUAAACAAAUAGAAACAUGUUUCUGUUGCUUCCGUGGUAUCCAUUUGAAGAUUGGCUCUACUAAGUUUGUCAUAACUAGUGGGAAGAUCAUGCUUGGUUGUUUACUAGUGUUCAUCUACUAUGUUUUCAGAAAGAAGCAAGCCACCAUAAAAAGGAUUUUAAGAAGACAAGCUAUCUCCGUAAAAAGGGCUUUGGUAGAUUUGUGGCAGCUUGCGUUUUCGUACCAAGUAAAUCCUCUGGCAGCUGUUCAACCGCCAUCUGCUGCAACACGUCAAGGUCAGUGAGGCCAUGAUGGAAUUCAGUUCCUAUGUAUGACAUAUAAAAUAUGAGUUUAUAUUUUUGUUAGAAAAUUAAGGUAAAUUAUAUUUAAUUUGAAUUAAAAAAUAAUUUAUUAUACAUUUUUAGCUAAUUAUAAAGUGAUGAAUUUUAGAUUUAAUUGAAUUGUAAAAAAAGAUUUGACAUAAUGUCCAAUAUUUAAUUUGAAUAUUUUAAUUUAAAUGGAAAGACACUUUAUAUCA
Vigna unguiculata (cowpea) is the source of this 2093-nucleotide messenger RNA. Its product is annotated as protein APEM9-like. NCBI's taxonomy places the organism in Eukaryota, Viridiplantae, Streptophyta, Magnoliopsida, Fabales, Fabaceae. The record is from RefSeq and is a predicted model, not a curated record. Gene Ontology annotation, biological process: peroxisomal membrane transport.